Emericellopsis cladophorae is the source of this 1155-nucleotide messenger RNA. Its product is annotated as Isocitrate dehydrogenase [NAD] subunit-like protein. The coding region runs from base 1 to 1155 and encodes 384 amino acids. The transcript has 5 exons. Lineage: Eukaryota; Fungi; Ascomycota; Sordariomycetes; Hypocreales; Bionectriaceae. The record is from RefSeq and is a predicted model, not a curated record. Gene Ontology annotation, biological process: isocitrate metabolic process; tricarboxylic acid cycle. Gene Ontology annotation, cellular component: mitochondrion. Gene Ontology annotation, molecular function: isocitrate dehydrogenase (NAD+) activity; magnesium ion binding; NAD binding.
AUGUUGAGCCUACGAGCCUUUGCCAGCCCUCUGCCCAGGCAAUGCCUGCGCACGGCGCCUCGCGCUGCCGCCACCUGGUCUCUCUCAGUCCAGCGCUCGUACUCUUCUGCCAACGAAAAGGUCGCCAAGUACAAUGGCAAUAAGGACUCGAACGGCAACUACCUCGUCAGCUUGAUCGAGGGUGACGGCAUUGGUCCCGAGAUCGCCGUCUCCGUCAAGGACAUCUUCGCUGCCGCCAAGGCCCCCGUUUCAUGGGAGCCCAUCGAUGUCACCCCUAUCCUGAAGGAUGGCAAGACGGCCAUUCCCGAUGCUGCCAUUGAGAGCAUCAAGAGGAACAAGGUCGCCCUCAAGGGACCUUUGGCUACCCCCGUCGGCAAGGGCCACGUCUCUCUCAACCUCACCCUCCGUCGCACAUUCAACCUCUUCGCCAACCUGCGCCCCUGCCGCUCGGUUGCCGGCUACAAGACCCCCUACGACGGCGUCGACACUGUCCUCAUCCGUGAGAACACCGAGGGCGAGUACUCGGGCAUCGAGCACGUUGUCGUCGAUGGCGUCGUCCAGUCGAUUAAGCUCAUCACCGCCGAGGCGUCCGAGCGCGUCCUCCGUUUCGCCUUCCAGCACGCCGAGGCCAUUGGCCGCAAGAAGGUCCGCGUCGUCCACAAGGCCACCAUCAUGAAGAUGUCCGACGGUCUCUUCCUCAAGACCGCCGAGCGCGUCGCCAAGGACUUCCCCUCCAUCGAGUUCGACGCCGAGCUCCUCGACAACACCUGCCUCAAGAUGGUCACCGACCCCAACCCCUACAACGACAAGGUCCUGGUCAUGCCCAACCUGUACGGUGACAUUCUGUCCGACAUGUGCGCCGGUUUGAUCGGCGGCCUGGGCCUCACCCCCUCGGGCAACAUUGGUGACGAGUGCUCCAUCUUCGAGGCUGUCCACGGCUCCGCCCCCGACAUUGAGGGCAAGGCCCUGGCCAACCCCACCGCCCUCCUCCUGUCCUCCAUCAUGAUGCUGCGUCACAUGUCCCUGAACGAGCACGCCAACCGCAUCGAGAAGGCCAUCUUCGACACCCUCGCCGAGGGCAAGGCUCUCACCGGCGACCUCGGCGGCAAGGCCAAGACCCACGAGUACGCCAACGCCAUCAUCUCCAGGCUGUAA